Molecule: messenger RNA, 1239 nt
Organism: Siniperca chuatsi (mandarin fish)
Lineage: Eukaryota; Metazoa; Chordata; Actinopteri; Centrarchiformes; Sinipercidae
Gene: endou2
Product: endonuclease, polyU-specific 2
Exons: 7
Coding region: 277-1125 (282 amino acids)
Molecular function (GO): RNA endonuclease activity
Source: RefSeq, a predicted model, not a curated record
UCUGUUCGCCCCCCCCCUGCCUGUCUUUCUCCAUACACUGACUGACUGAACUGUUACUAUGCCUGUAAAGACACCUGCUCUCACAAACAGGAAACCACCACCAGCAGCACCUGGCAAACACUGAGGAGCUUCACUAACCCUCAGAUCACUCAUCGUUUUCUCCUCACCGAACCAUACAAGCGGGACGAGACUCAACGGAAGAGAGACAUAUACUGAGACCAAAGCAUCCACAGCUCAUCCACUGCGGGACCAAGAACCCAACCGAGCAGUCGCAUCAUGAUUGAGAGUGACAGAGAGCUGUCGGCUAUGGUGCAGGAGCUAUGGGACAAUGACAUCAACAGACUCAAACCGGGAAAAGACUACAGGAUCUCGCUGCAGGGCAAAGCUGGAGACAGCAUGGUCAACGACAACAAUGAUGGAGCAGGAUAUCCUCUGUUUACAUUUGUCGAUGAGAAUAUUUUCAAAAAGGAGACGUUUUUAGCCUUUAUCUCCCUGUUGGAUAACUAUGAGAGUGACACUGGUGAGCCAGAAAUUGUAACCCCCGAGGAGGUGGCAGAGAACCACAAGUUCCUGGACUCCAUCAUUCAGACUCCCACUAUGAAGAUAGCUCAUAAAUAUCUGGUAGAGAAGCACCUCUCUCCAGCGGAUGACACACAAUUCAAGGAGCAGCUGUACAGGAUCUGGUUUGAACUUUAUGCGAGGAGAGGAUCCAGCAGGCCAGACUCUUCAGGGUUUGAACACGUGUUUGUUGGAGAGACAAGAGGAAGGCGGACUGUCAUCGGCUUUCACAACUGGAUCCAGCUCUACCUACAAGAAAAGCUGGGACACAUCGACUACAAAGGCUACAGUGUCAAUGCAAAUUCACCCCAGCCCGACGAGAACAAACACAUCCUGGCGCUACAGUUCAGCUGGAAGAACGGUAUAAAGCCCAAGGGCAGCAUCUUCAUCGGCGUCAGUCCCGAGUUCGAGUUCGCCCUCUAUACUCUCUGUUUCCUCACUUCACCCAAUGAGCGUGUCAAAGUCCAGUUCAGUUUCUAUGACGUGGAGAUUGUUUGCCACCACUACAACCAAAAGCACAUAGGCACCACUUACCCUGUGCUCCUUAAGUACCAGACAUCUCAGUAACUUGACUCAAAAUCAAUUUGAGAUAUAACUUCUCCAACACUUGCAUACAAAGUGUCACAGGUAUUGUUGUCUUUUAAUUUUAGAUAAAGAUACAAUAAAACCUUACAAGACCCA